Cuscuta campestris is the source of this 2514-nucleotide messenger RNA. Lineage: Eukaryota; Viridiplantae; Streptophyta; Magnoliopsida; Solanales; Convolvulaceae. The record is from the annotation of a GenBank genome assembly.
UAUGCAACAAAACAUUAUUUUAUUAGUUCUCGUGUUCUAUAGUCAUUUGGCCUGCUCUUACUCAUUAUUCUUUAGAGUGGGGUCUAUCAGGUGAACCUGUUUUCUUUUAUUGAUUCGCAAGGGUAAAGUAACUAAAUUUAAGCUCAUGGAUUUGUUGGAAGCAUUGUGGAACUUGAGAAAAUCUUUGAAAUGGCGGUUAAAGGACCAGAUGAUGAGAAAACAGCUGCUGCUACAAUUUUUUGUGGUGCCUCGUUACUUCGUGGUUGGAACAUACAGGAACACACUGUCUACUUUAUAACUAGGUUGUUGUCUCCUCCAGUUCCUGCAGAGUAUUCUGGAAAAGAGAGCCACUUGAUUUCCUAUGCACCAAUGCUGAAUAUCCUACUAGUUGGGAUAGCACCUGUAGACUAUGUGCAGAUAUUUUCUCUUCAUGGCAUGGUUCCACAACUUGCUGGUUCUCUGAUGACGAUCUGCGAAGUAUUUGGGUCGUGUGUUCCUAAUGUCUCAUGGACACUGCCUGCAGGAGAGAAAAUUACAGCUCAUUCUGUUUUUUCAAAUGCAUUUACUCUACUUCUAAAGCUGUGGAGGUUUAACCAUCCACCAAUUGAGUACGGAGUAGGGGAUGUGCCACCCGUGAGCUGCCAUUUGACUCCUGAACACCUCUUACUAAUACGUAAUUCUCAUGUAUCAUUGUGUGAAAAUGUUGUAAAGGAACCUCAUAGAAGGAGACUCGCAGCUGUUGCGAGUUCAUCCUUUCCCAACCCAAUAUUUAUGGACUCAUUUCCUAAACUGAAGGUAUGGUAUAGGCAGCAUCUUGCAUGUAUUGCUUCGACUCUCUCUGGACUUGUAAAUGAUACCCCUGUCCACCAGACCGUUGAUUUACUACUCAACAUGAUGUUCGAAAAAAUUAAUAUGGGGAGCCAAUCUCUGAACACAUUAACAUCUGGUAGUAGUUCUUCUGGGUCCACAAGUGAUGAUACUUUCCCUAGGCCUAAAUUACCUGCUUGGGAUAUCCUUGAAGCAGUUCCCUUUGUGGCUGAUGCUGCUUUAACAGCUUGCGCCCAUGGUAAACUCUCUCCUCGGGAACUGUGCACAGGGCUUAAAGAUUUGGCCGAUUUCCUUCCUGCAUCCUUGGCAACCAUAGUCAGUUACUUCUCAGCUGAGGUUACACGUGCCAUCUGGAAACCCGCUUUUAUGAACGGGAGUGAUUGGCCAAGUCCUGCUGCAAAUCUAUCGAGUGUGGAGGAGCAAAUCAAGAAAAUCUUGGCUGCCACUGGUGUGGAUGUACCAAGCCUUGCUGCAGGGGGAAGCUCUCCUGCUACACUUCCACUGCCAUUGGCUGCUUUUCUCAGUCUGACAAUAACCUAUAAACUUGACAAAUCUUCACAACGUUUUCUCAAUCUAGCAGGCCCUGCUUUAGAGUUACUUGCAGCCGGCUGUCCAUGGCCAUGCAUGCCGAUUGUGGCAUCUUUAUGGGCUCAAAAAGCUAAACGCUGGAGUGACUUCCUCGUGUUCUCUGCAUCACGCACCGUGUUCCUUCACAGCAACGAUGCUGUUGUGCAGCUUCUCAAAAGUUGCUUCUCUGCUGCCAUUGGAACAAAUGCUUCUCUCUCAAGCAAUGGUGGCGUCGGAGCCCUUCUUGGGCUUGGGUUUGGAUCACAUUUUCAAGGCGGAGUCUCUCCUGCUGCCCCUGGCAUCCUGUAUCUGCGAAUCUACAGAUCCCUAAGAGAUGUCAUGUUCUUGAGAGAAGAGAUUCUUUCUGUGCUGAUGCAAUCGGUGAUAGACAUAGCUUUUAGUGGUCUACCCGGAGAGAGGUCAGAAAAGUUGAAGAAAGUGAGAAAUGGAAUGAAGCACGGCAGCGUUUCUCUAGCAACAGCGAUUUCUAAAGUGAAAGUUGCAGCUUCCCUCGGGGCUUCUUUGACAUGGCUUUCAGGGGGAGUUGGGCUUGUCCAAUCAUUAAUCAAAGAGACAUUGCCAUGUUGGUUUCUAUCAGUUCAUGCGUCCGACCAAUCAGAGUCAGCUGGUAUAGUUCCAAUGCUGAAGGGAUAUGCGCUUGCAUACUUCACCAUACUCUGCUUUGUUUUUGCUUGGGGCAUAGACUCAUCAACUUCGGCAUCAUCAAAGUGCCGUCCCAAAGUUCUAUGCCAUCAUAUAGAAUUCCUGGCAAGUGGUCUAGACGGCAGGACCUCACUUAGUUGCAAUCAGGCUACUUGGCAUGCCUACGUGUCCGGAUUUUUGAGCCUGGUGGCACAUCGCAUGCCAACCUGGGUGUCUGAGGUGAAUGUAGAGCUGCUAAAGAGGCUGUGUAAAGGGCUGAGACAAUGCAAUGAGGGAGAGCUUGCCCUUGCUUUACUUUGCGCUGGUGGGGUACGCUCAAUGGGAUUUGCCGCAGAGUUGAUUAUAGACGGCCUAUAGUCCCAGGUUUUGUAGAUUCACUUGUUCUAAUAUGCUUAGUGUUUGUACAUCUAAAAAUAGUGUGUAGUGCACAUUGAAACCUCAGGUUCUCUCUAAUGG